Clarias gariepinus (North African catfish) is the source of this 1365-nucleotide messenger RNA. It is a transcript of the gene trdmt1, whose product is annotated as tRNA aspartic acid methyltransferase 1. The transcript is spliced from 10 exons. NCBI's taxonomy places the organism in Eukaryota, Metazoa, Chordata, Actinopteri, Siluriformes, Clariidae. Bases 70 to 1224 code for a protein of 384 amino acids. Gene Ontology annotation, molecular function: methyltransferase activity. The record is from RefSeq and is a predicted model, not a curated record.
AGACGGGGUUGUGUUGUUUGCGCGCUCUUCACGUUGUUAUGAGUUUGGAUUUAAGCCGGCUAAUAUAAAAUGGAGAAGCUCCGUGUUCUGGAACUGUACAGUGGUAUUGGAGGGAUGCAUUAUGCACUUAGAGAGAGUGCCAUCCCUGCUGAAGUGGUAGCUGCAGUGGAUGUGAACACGACAGCCAAUGAAAUCUAUAAGCACAACUUUCCAAAUACUCUCCUCCUACCCAAGACUAUUGAAGGAAUGACACUCAGCGAUUUCAAUAAGCUGGACUUUGAUAUGAUUUUGAUGAGCCCUCCAUGUCAGCCUUUUACUAGGAUUGGGUUACAGGGUGAUGUAAAUGACCCCAGAACAAAAAGCUUUCUUUACAUCUUGGAUAUUCUGCCAAGGUUAAACAAGAUGCCCCGCUUCAUUCUGCUGGAGAAUGUGAAAGGGUUUGAGACAUCCUCUGCAAGAAAUACCUUGGUAAAGACUUUGCAAGACUGUAGAUACAUCUUUCAGGAAUUUAUGAUAUCACCCACUUGUCUUGGAAUACCAAACUCAAGGCUGCGAUUUUUUCUUAUUGCGAAAGCUCGCUCAGAUUCCUUCUCUUUUCAGAAAACAACAGAGAUUCUAGAGGGCUUUCCAAAGUCAGAAUCUAUCGAUGUCACCAACGGUCCCAUGAUCCCUGAUAGCCAUUGUAGUAAAGUUACAGGUGACAUAAGAGAAGAUGGGACUAUAAUCUAUAAGAUGGAGACGGCUCAGGAGCUGGAGAGGAAGCAAAGUCAAGACAACGAACAGGCAGUGAGGAGACUACAGGAUUUCCUUGAGGAGGAAGAACAAGUAACAGACAUGGACAGUUAUUUGCUUCCUCCAAAGAUCCUGCUUAGAUAUGCCAUGCUCAUGGACAUAGUGAAUCCAAACAGUAGGAGAUCGGUCUGCUUCACUAAAGGAUAUGGGCAUUACGUUGAGGGAACGGGAUCCGUUUUGCAGUCGUGUACAGAUGUGGAGCUGGAGAGCAUCUUUAAGUCACUGGACAUGCUAUCAGAGGAGGAGAAGCUGAAGCAGCUGUCCCGGCUGAAGCUCAGAUACUUCACACCCAGAGAGAUCGCCAACCUUAUGGGCUUCCCACCACAUUUCAGCUUUCCAUCAAAUAUCUCCUCUAAGCAGCAGUACCGGGUUGUGGGAAACAGUCUAAAUGUUCAUGUAGUGGCUAAGCUCAUCAGUCUCAUGGUGUCAUGACCGACAUAUAGAAUUUGCUGCAAUGUUCAUGGCCUGUUUCAAGCCUCACUGGGAUACCCUGAUAUUUCAAAGAUGUCCAACUUUUGUAUUACAUGAAUUAAGUCUGUAAAUUAUUAAAUAAACUAUUUGUAUAUGUAUUGA